GUUGGUCCGACACUAAUCACAACAUAUAACGGGGCUCCUUUAUACCAAGUAGGGAACGAAAUCGUGUGUUCAUCCUCGUGGGAUUAAUGUCAUUUCUCACAAAUGUUUCGUCCGCUAGGAAGACUUGAGUGAUGCAGAAAAUGUAGAACCGCAGCCCUUCCUCUGCAGACAACCAUGGAUAUCCUCAGGGCCAGACGGCAACAGCUUAUGAGACCGAAGGAAUUCUCAGCAGCAACCCGCAAACCAGUGCAAUAUUAUAAGACGUUGCCGCCUGCCACCAAGUCCCCCACGAAAUCAUCCUUCUCCAGGUCAGGACACACAGAGAACCAAACUGUUGGUCGGGACAACAAUAACACGUCAUUUAUCAAAACAAAUCUAACGAGAAUCGGACGAUCUCUGGAACAUUUACAAACAAACUUUGAGGAAGAACAAUCGGAGAUAUCGCGAGAAUUCGAGAGAAAACUUACACAUGUUAGUGCAUCUAUCGGAACGAGCAUCAGCGAUAUCCGAGACAGACUCACUGCGCUGACGUCAUUGUUAGGAGGAAAUGACGUCAGUCAGGACUCUGGCCUCACAGACUCGAUAUCAAAGAGUGAGAAUAGCCUAGACUGCACAGACGAUGGGAGUUUACCUUUCAAGUCAUUCAGUCAGCAAUCCCCUUUCAGUCCCAGCAUAAAAUCGGAAAGCUUGGACCACGUAAAUAUCCGAUCAGUUCCUGAAAGUAACAGAGUGUUCAAUUUCCCCGCCACAAAUGAACAAAAAACGCGAUCAACUAGUCUAGAUCACGUAAAUGCUUGUUGCAAUUCAAACAAUCAGCCAACGCAUCGGCAUCCUUCAAAGGUCCAUAGAAGUGUGAAAUCAAGUGACAGUGGGCUCGGAAGCUUAGAAAGCAAAUAUUCCAGCCGAAGUAUCAGUUCAAGCACAACAUACCGGACGAUUGCUGGACUCGAUUAUCCGUACGGCAGGCGGAGACAAUGGCGUCCAAUGAGAUCCACCAAUUACCUGGAGCUAUUGAAAAGAGGAUACUGUAAUUGGGUACCGAAAUAUAUGUCAAGUUCCCAGUUGAGUAGUACAAGUGACGUCACCACGAGGGAAACGUGUGAUCAACAGACCAGUUCGAGAGAUGGUCUGGGUGGUCUUACAAGAAAUAAAACUGAUGUUGAUAGUGUUCCAGAAGCGGGUUCCAUAAAAUCCAACAAAAUGACACCAGAAAAUGAUGACGUAUAUGACAAAGGAAAAGCCGACGAAAGUCUGAACACUUCUAAUGUUGAUAUAGUAAUACCACAUAUAUCUGACGAACUGAACCCUGGUACCGCAAUGGAAUGGCGCUCGCAUAACCGUCACGAUCCUUCAGACUAUACCGAGUUAUCUACCCUGAAGGUGGAGCCACCGGCAACGCGAUAUCCGCCGUGGCUGUUUCCAGAAUUCUACAACAAUCGGUGUCACGAGGAAGAGUACCCAGAUGUAUUUGAGGAAGAAAACGGAACAACCACUAAAGCAGAUACCUCUUGUAAAAGACGAACGGGAGAGUCAUCCCGUGAGCCUCGUGAACAGUGGCAGUGGGGCGUGGCCCGGUCAUUAUGGCAGGGCUGGACAUUACCUGGUCUUAACGAAGAGGUAGAGAAACAACUGGUCAUUAGACUUCAAGAAAACAGAGUUUUCCGAAAACAGUUAAUUGAUGCCCACAAUGCACUACGAGGUAGCCAUGGAAGUCCCAAGCUAGCGGAAGUAGACGAUUUGACACGUGAUGCGCAGAUGUGGGCAGAUAUCAUCGCAGAAAAAGGGUUCACGCAAUACAGUGAACUGCCUGGGAGAGGAGAAAGCAUCGCUCUCCUUGACACGAACGGGUUGGAACUAGACGGCAGUGAGGUGUCAAAGCUAUGGUACAAAGAGAGGGACCAAUUCGACUUCAACGACCCCAAGUGGCGAAAAGCCACCAUGAAUUUCACCCAAAUGAUUUGGAAAUCCUCGACCGAUGUCGGUGUGGGCGUGGCCAAGGUCAAAGACAAGGACAAAUGUGUGGUGGUGGCUCAGUACCGACCGGUCGGUAACGGCAACAGACCAGGGGAGUUCCGAAAGAACGUACCGGCGUCUCUAUGAUGUUUGGGUGACAAUGUUCCUUAUGUACUGAAUGUAAACGGAUUCGACCAUAUUGCUAUACAUUUUAAAAUAGCAGCGAGGACACCAUUUCUCACUUCCAUACUCUGUGAUGUUGGUUGAUAGUGGUAUCCUUGAGAUAUCACUCAAUGGAAUGGAUUAUUUAAUUGCAAUGACAAAAAUCUGUCAGUCGCCAAAAGUUUUAUCACAACAUUUGAAGCACUACGGAUGAAAGAUGAAUAUUGAUAUUGUUUAAAUGUUGAUAUUGUUUACAUGUUUUGGUGUGUUAAUAUAAUGAUUUACGUGAUGAUUCAUUUAUCCUACCUUACACAUCUAUUAGUUUACCUAUACGCUUUAUUAGUAAGUCCACAAGUACGUUAUCGUCGGCCCCACGGAGUCUCCUCUACGGUACACUCGUUUGACCCGUUGGGAGCACUGGCUUGAAAGCCUUCGGUUUGACAUAAAUAUUCAUAUUUCAUCGACCAAUCAAAUCCUUCUUAUUAAUGAAGCUCUUCUCCUCCUGGAAAAAUAGAAACGGUAUACCAAGAUGAUCGCGCCUAUGUGUCGACUUAGGUUAUUUGCCAUCUUGCCAAACAAACCAAAGAACAUGUGAAACAAUGUUUCUGAUUGGACAGAUAUUCCGUAGCCAUUUGAUAAUUUCAAGAUUUCUGGAUUUUGUACAUUAAUAAUUGUUGAAUAGGAUGUUUUAUAUGCACGUGCCCUCACGUGAUCGAUCUGAGCUAGGGAGGACAGAUCACAUGGGUACCAACGAUGACAAUAAAGUGUGUUUAGUCCACGCUUUGUGUGACAAGAAACAUCCAUUGUGUUUCUAUUGCAUUCUGAUAACAUCAGAGUUACUUCCCCUGUUCCACUCUGUCAUACAACCGGUAGAGCCGAUUUAUUGAGACUGUAGUCAGCCUUUGCCUAAUCCAUACUGUGACGCAACCCGAUACUUAUCGUUAGUUCCUCUCAAUUCCCUGCGAGUUGUGCAAUGUGCGUAUGACUUGUUUGUGUUUGGUUCACUUAGCCAUCAUUGGUUCAACUUACAUGUGUUUGUAAGUCAUUUACUUUCUUGUGACUGAUUCGCUUACCUGAGAAAUGUCCAAUAUACAUUCACUCUCUUGUGAUUGAUUCGCUUUCCCGAGAAAAGUCCAAUAUACAUGUACAUUCACUCUCUUGUGGUGGGUUCACUUACCCGAGAAAAGUCCAAUAUACGUGUACUUGUAACGUGUUCAUUCUCUUGUGAUUGAUUCGCUUUCCUGAGAAAAGUCCAAUAUACAUGUACAUUCACUCUCUUGUGGUGGGUUCACUUACCCAAGAAAAGUCCAAUAUACGUGUACUUGUAACGUGUUCACUCUCUUGUGAUUGGUUCACUUUCCUGAGAAUAGUUGAUCUCGUGACUGGUUCACCUUACAAAUGCCUUGUCCACCUUGUUGCUAGUUCUACACAUUGAUUAGCUUAGCUUAGCUAGUUCACUUUAUCUAAGACUGGUUCAUAUCACUCCUGAUUAAUUCGUCUUACGUCUAGCUCAAUUAUCUUGUGACUAGUUCAGCUUAAUUGCGACUGGUUCAUUUUACAUGUGACUACGUUGUAACUGGUUCACUUUGUGACUAGCCAAACUUUUUAGAUAUUAAACUUACCAAAGAUUGCUUCAUCUUACUGUUGAUUAAUUGCAUUGACCAUUUCAAACAUGUUAUCAUAUUGUUGCUGAAUCGCCUUUAUUUACAAAUCGUUAAUGACCUCUAUGAGAGGGUCUUGGGUAUACGAGGGAGGGGCAUGUGGUAUGAUUGCCCCUCCUUUAUAUACCCGAGACUCUCUUUUCACCGAUAUGACCUGUAAGCCAAAGAUACAUAUUUCUGUAAAUAAGGACGUUAUUUUACAUCAUUAUCCUUGUGAUCUCAGCCUUUUUUUUGCCUCCACAAUACCAUUAAAAGUUUCUGAUAUAAAAAUUGUAACUCUUCCAGAGUUUGUACUAUUCUCUAUUCAUAUUGAUAGAACAGAAUAUGGACACAUGGUACAGGGACACAUUGUACAGGGAUACAUGGUACACGGAACAUGAAUAUAAUGGAGUAAAACAGUCAUUUUCGUCUUUUUCGUAAAUACCCAAAAAUAACGUGUUUGCUUCAAACUGCAAAAUUUUGUGAAAAUCAGGUACAUCAAAAAGAUGUUCUGCUGUAUAACAUUCUUGAGAGACUCUUGUUGAUAUUUAAUGGCGAUACUUUGAUUUUUUGUAUCUGAGAUACAAUUCUAGCCUUCUUCGAAAUCGUGAUUUAGUGCUACACAAUUCGCUCAUUUUUGAUAAUAAAUAGCUGAGUUGUC
Molecule: messenger RNA, 4416 nt
Organism: Pecten maximus
Lineage: Eukaryota; Metazoa; Mollusca; Bivalvia; Pectinida; Pectinidae
Exons: 5
Coding region: 175-2100 (641 amino acids)
Source: RefSeq, a predicted model, not a curated record